CGAAGGCUGCCGGCGCGUCGGCUGUGCAGCAGCAUUACUAUUGGCCUUUAUUGCUGCAGCGGGUAAUUAUGCGUGAUUGGGGUUGUGUUGAAUCGUCGGAGCGUGAAGCGCGCCAUUGUUAGACACUGUGAUUGUACUGGGUUGAAUUACCGGAUAACACCAUGCGGGAUGGGCGAACCCGAUGGAUACGCUGGAUAUCGGCCGCCGUGGUGAUAUUUCUACUGGGAAUCAACGAAUUAUACGCUUACUAUACCCGUACAUUAUGUUUCGGCAGCGGCGAUUGUAUCAUCACAGCGGGCUAUCGGGGCGGCGGCUUCGAUGACGAGUAUCAUCGCUGGCUGAUCGAGUGCGACGAUGGGGAAGCGGUUAUCGGAAUCUACGAUACCUACAUGCAGUUCAUGGCCAUGUCACAGGUCUGGUGUUUCUUCUCCUUUCCCUUGAAGCCACCGGGUAAAGGCAUCUAUCCCUAUUAUUCCACUUGCAACGUACGGAAUUUCACUCUGAACGAGUUCUACUGCUACGAUAAAAUGUUUCCCGAAGACACCGUGGAUACUUUCGUUACCGGAUACUGGGCCGCCACCAGCGCUGAUCCUAUACAGCCGACACUGCAGAAAUGCUGUAAAACUCCGAAAGGCUACCGUAUCGACUAUUCACGGUGUCAGUGGAAGUACACGCACGACAAAAAUGGGGAACACUAUGACGGCUACUGGGUGGUUAAGUGUGACACCAACUAUGUUGUCACCGGAACCGGUCAGGCAUUGAAUCCCUGGGAUAACGUCAAGCAUUUCACAUGGAUUCAGUGUUGUCCUGUGAUAACCACCGGUGCCGCUUUCGGUCUCCCCAUCGGCAACCGCCCUCCAUCUGGACAUUAUCUGGCUGGCGGAUGAUGAAGCGAAGCGCUCAGUUUUUUUUGUUACGUUUUGCGAACUGUUAAUUAAUUUUCUGGAGUUCAGACAUGUUGCUCAUAUGUUUUGUUAUACAACUGUCACAUUUACAACGGUUAUAAAAUUGUACAUAAUUUUUUCAACGCUCACACUCUGCACAGCUGCACUGCUGAGCAAAGUGGCAGUAAAGUAAUAAAGCAGCGUGUAAAAAGAA
This is a messenger RNA of Paramacrobiotus metropolitanus, 1098 nucleotides long. RefSeq lists its product as uncharacterized. The transcript has 10 exons. Bases 162 to 887 code for a protein of 241 amino acids. NCBI's taxonomy places the organism in Eukaryota, Metazoa, Tardigrada, Eutardigrada, Parachela, Macrobiotidae. The record is from RefSeq and is a predicted model, not a curated record.